CGACAGGAUGCAUCGCUUCGUUUGUUUACUGGCCACAGUCGUUGCAGCUUCGUGGAGCCUUGCAGCGGGCUCCACUUCAAGACCCAUCAUCAAGAUCACGCGUACUGCAGCGCCGUCAGUUCAGCGCGGCUACCAGGAGCAGGACACAGCGCGCGCCUUCUACUCCUACGGCUACAGCGACGAGAAUGCAGCCAGAGCGGAGUAUACCGCAUUGGAUGGCACCUCGCGUGGCUUCUACUCCUAUGUGGAUCCCAAUGGAGAGCUGCAGACGGUCAAGUACGAGGCAGGCGGUCGGGACGGUUUCAAGGCGGAGGGUACCAAUCUGCCCAAAGCACCCGUUGAUGACAAGAAGCCGCCAUUGCCAGUGAACGACACGGCUGAGGUCCAGCAGGCGCGUGAGGCCCAUCUCAAUGCCAUACGCGAAGCUCAGCAGGCAGAAAAGCAGCAGCAGCAGCAGCAGCAGGAGCAGGAGGAGCAGCAGCAGAGCGGGGAAGAGCGCCUGAGUGAUGAGGAUGCAGAUAUACUGGAACGGGUGCGGGCAGAGCUGACUUCCAUGCUGGCGGAGCGACAACGAGGUGAGGCUCAGCAGAAGAAUCAGAAAGAGGAGGCAACAGCAACAAAGGAGAACAACAGCCAGGAGGAGGAAGCAGACAGACAGCAGGAGAGGCAGCUGGAGAGACAGCGCGAGCGGGAGAGGGAGCUAGAGCGCGAGCGAGAGAGGAAACAGGAGCGCGAAAGAAAACAGAAAACAAAACAGGAGCGGGAACGCGCACAGACCCAGGCCAUUCCGCGCCCACGCGAGCAACGCCUCAAGCAGUCGAGCGAUGCCAACGAUAUGCGUCUGCGCACCGUCUACAGCUUGGAGGACCUCAGGUCCAGCAGCUACCUGAAACUGAGCGAUUUAAGCGAGGAUCGUCAGGAUGUGCGUGUGCCAGUGAGCGCCUACUACUCCUACGUCUCACCCGAUGCCAAAUACAGCGUGACCACUCCCACCGAGCUGAAAACCCUGCGACCCGUUGCACUGAGUCGCAGCCUGGUCUUGAGUAAACGGAACUAGAAUACAUAUGUAUGUGUGUGUAAGGACUUGUUGACCCUGGUGAAAUUCGGACUUUAUUUAAGCUUAGUGCUAAGAAUAAAUGCAUUCUGUGCACCAUA
Drosophila arizonae is the source of this 1155-nucleotide messenger RNA. It is a transcript of the gene Cpr72Ec, whose product is annotated as Cuticular protein 72Ec. The record is from RefSeq and is a predicted model, not a curated record. Gene Ontology annotation, molecular function: structural constituent of chitin-based larval cuticle. Gene Ontology annotation, cellular component: chitin-based extracellular matrix. NCBI's taxonomy places the organism in Eukaryota, Metazoa, Arthropoda, Insecta, Diptera, Drosophilidae.